Messenger RNA from Ceratosolen solmsi marchali, 2764 nucleotides. RefSeq names its product vesicle-fusing ATPase 1. The transcript has 10 exons. NCBI's taxonomy places the organism in Eukaryota, Metazoa, Arthropoda, Insecta, Hymenoptera, Agaonidae. Gene Ontology annotation, molecular function: ATP hydrolysis activity; ATP binding. Gene Ontology annotation, biological process: SNARE complex disassembly; intra-Golgi vesicle-mediated transport; Golgi to plasma membrane protein transport. Bases 113 to 2344 code for a protein of 743 amino acids. The record is from RefSeq and is a predicted model, not a curated record. Gene Ontology annotation, cellular component: Golgi stack.
GUAGUACACAUAACCAGGUAUAACACUAUCCUGCAUUGCAGGUUCCAUAUCAUUCAGGGGCUACUAGACAGUGAUCACUUAUUUGCAUUUUUGAGAAUUCUGCUGUCAAAAUAUGUCAAUAAUGCGAAUGAGAGCAGUAAAGUGCACAACUGAUGAGCUUUGUCUUACCAAUUGUGCCAUUAUUAACACUGCCGAUUUUGCAGAUGAUGUUAAUCAUAUUGAAAUAUCAACUGAACCAAAUCAACAUUUUGUAUUUUCUACCAAAACAUGUCCUAAAAUUGAUCGAGGCACAGUUGGUUUUAGCUUGCCUCAAAGAAAAUGGGCAGUUAUAUCUCUCAAUCAAGAAAUUGAAGUUAAACCAUUUUAUUUUGAUCCCACAUCUCCUACUGAAUUUUUAUCCAACAUAGUUUUAGAAGCUGAUUUUUUACAAAAAAAAAUAACAACUUUGGAACCAUAUGAUACAGAACUAAUGGCUAAAGAUUUCCUUAUGCAGUUUGCUGGACAAGCAUUUACUGUUAGUCAACAAUUAGCAUUUCAGUUUCAAGAUAAAAAAAUGUUAGGAUUAAUAGUAAAAAGUUUAGAAGCUGCUGAUAUUCAAGCUAUUAAAGCUGGUCAAGAUGCUAAACCAAAAAAAACUAGAAUGGGUUGUUGCCUUGGUAAUACCGCAAUUCAAUUUGAAAAAGCUCCAAAUUCCAGUUUAAAUCUUACUGGAACUAAGCAGGGAAUGAUUGUUCGUCAAUCAAUUAUUAAUCCUGAUUGGGAUUUCAAUAAAAUGGGAAUUGGAGGUUUAGAUAAGGAAUUCAGUGCAAUAUUUAGAAGAGCAUUUGCUUCAAGAGUUUUUCCACCAGAAGUUGUUACACAACUUGGAUGUAAGCAUGUAAAAGGUAUUUUAUUGUAUGGACCACCAGGCACUGGUAAAACACUUAUGGCUAGACAAAUUGGAAAUAUGUUAAAUGCAAGAGAACCAAAGAUUGUUAAUGGACCUCAAAUUUUGGAUAAAUAUGUUGGUGAAAGUGAAGCAAACAUAAGAAGAUUAUUUGCUGAUGCUGAAGAAGAAGAAAAAAGGCUUGGACCAAAUAGUGGACUACAUAUAAUCAUCUUUGAUGAGAUUGAUGCUAUCUGUAAAGCAAGAGGAAGUGUUGCUGGUGCUACAGGUGUUCAUGAUACAGUAGUGAAUCAAUUACUUGCAAAAAUUGAUGGUGUUGAACAAUUAAAUAAUAUUUUAGUUAUUGGGAUGACUAACAGACGAGAUAUGAUUGAUGAGGCUUUAUUACGACCUGGUAGAUUGGAGGUUCAAAUGGAAAUCAGUCUUCCUGAUGAACAUGGAAGACAUCAAAUUUUAAAUAUUCAUACAACAAGGAUGAAAGAUUAUAAAAAAAUAGCUCCUGAUGUAGAUUUAAAAGAACUAGCCACAUUGACGAAAAAUUUUAGUGGUGCUGAACUAGAAGGUUUAGUUAGAGCUGCUCAAAGUACGGCUAUGAAUAGGUUAAUAAAAGCUUCUAGCAAAGUAGAAGUAGACCCUGCUGCAAUGGGAAAACUCAUGGUGACAAGAACCGAUUUCAUUCAUGCAUUAGAAAAUGACAUCAAGCCAGCCUUUGGAACAAGUGCUGAAGCGCUGGAGCAUCUUCUUUUUCGAGGCAUCAUCAAUUGGGGCAAACCAGUUGCGGAGAUCCUUGCCGAUGGAAAACUCCAUAUUCAGGAGGCGCGAGCUGCAGAAGGUUCAGGACUCGUGUCAAUUCUUUUGGAAGGACCACCAAACAGUGGCAAAACUGCACUCGCCGCCCAAAUUGCCAAGACUUCGGACUUUCCCUUCGUCAAAGUUUGCACACCAGAAGACAUGGUCGGUUUCACGGAGUCUGCCAAGUGCUUAUCGAUACGAAAAAUAUUCGACGAUGCUUAUCGUUCGCAGCUCAGUUGUAUUGUAGUCGAUAACAUCGAGCGUUUAUUGGAUUAUGGACCUAUUGGUCCGCGAUAUUCAAACUUAACUCUACAAGCUUUAUUAGUUUUACUAAAGAAGUUACCUCCCCGUGGAAGAAAGCUAUUGAUUCUAUGUACUACAAGUCGCAGGCAAGUUUUAGAAGAUAUGGAAUUAAUUACAGCAUUCAGUACUGUACUUCAUGUUCCCAAUUUAUCAACUUCAGACCAUCUCUUAUCAGUAUUGGAAGAAGUUGAUCUUUUUACAAAAGAAGAAAUGUCAUCUCUUUAUUCCAAACUUUAUGGAAAACGAGUCUUUAUUGGAAUUAAGAAGCUUCUCGGUCUGUUAGAUAUGACACGACAAGUAGAACCAAAUUAUCGGGUAAUAAAAUUUCUCUCAAAACUAGAGGAAGAGGGAGGUCUUGAAUAAACUGCACUUACUAUCUAUAGUGUUUCAUUUAAUAUUCGUUUAGUGAAUCUGAAGUAUAUACAAUUGUAUUAGUAAAACAACAUUGCUUAGUAUAAUUAGUCAAUAACUUGGCUUUCACAAAUAAUAAUCAAUAACCAGAAUACAAUCCUAACAAAUCGAUUACAUUAUAGGAUUGAAUAAUAAAUAUUCUUUAUUAUAAUAUUAUUAUUUAGUCUAACUAUAUUGGUUAGACAAGAAUAAUUAAUGUGAGUUAAUUACACCACCAACAAAUAUCUCACAUUUAUUGAUUUAUUUAAUUCGUCGUUUAAAUAUAUGAAGUUCAUUAAAAAAUAUAUUAAAUAAAAUCACUACUUGUUGAUCAAGUCUUGAAAAGAAUAGAUCUGUAUAAAUAAGAUUAAAAGAUAAAUGUACAGCGUUAAA